CGCUCCUUUCCAAAGUCGAUCCUCUGUGCUUGCUCUCUCUGCGCCAGGAUGUCCAAACCCGCGGACCACAUCAAGAGGCCCAUGAACGCAUUCAUGGUCUGGUCGAGGGGUCAGAGGAGGAAGAUGGCCCAAGACAAUCCCAAAAUGCACAAUUCCGAGAUCAGUAAAAGACUGGGCGCUGAGUGGAAACUGCUGUCGGAGGCUGAAAAGAGACCAUACAUUGACGAAGCCAAGAGAUUAAGAGCGCAGCACAUGAAAGAACAUCCAGAUUACAAGUAUCGGCCUCGGCGCAAACCCAAGAACCUGCUAAAGAAAGACAGGUACGUCUUUCCUUUGCCUUACCUCGGGGACACUGAUCAUUUGAAGGCCGCGGGACUUUCGAUGUCUGCCGCCGACUCUCUCCUGGGUGCAUCCGAGAAAGCCAGAGCUUUCCUCCCGCCUACCUCGGCGCCUUACUCGUUGCUUGACCCCAGCCAGUUCGGCUCCAGCGCCAUCCAGAAGAUGACCGAGGUGCCCCACACCCUUGCCACCACCCUGCCCUACGCAUCCACCUUGGGCUAUCAAAGCGGAGCAUUCGGCAGUUUGAGUUGCCCAAGCCAGCAUACGCACACCCACCCAUCGCCCACCAACCCUGGUUAUGUGGUCCCCUGUAACUGUACCGCCUGGUCCGCCUCGAGUUUACAGCCCCCAGUUGCUUACAUACUUUUCCCGGGAAUGACCAAAGGCGGGAUAGACCCUUAUGCUUCGGCGCACGCUGCAACCAUGUAGGUUAACAGCACCAAGCAAAAGACUUGUGAACUUGAAUUCUGCAUUGCAUGUACAACGCGACCAACAGCAACAACAGAAAGACUCUCAUCUUCAGCG
Molecule: messenger RNA, 864 nt
Organism: Hypanus sabinus (Atlantic stingray)
Lineage: Eukaryota; Metazoa; Chordata; Chondrichthyes; Myliobatiformes; Dasyatidae
Gene: sox14
Product: SRY-box transcription factor 14
Exons: 1
Coding region: 49-768 (239 amino acids)
Biological process (GO): negative regulation of transcription by RNA polymerase II; positive regulation of transcription by RNA polymerase II; anatomical structure morphogenesis
Molecular function (GO): DNA-binding transcription factor activity, RNA polymerase II-specific; RNA polymerase II cis-regulatory region sequence-specific DNA binding
Source: RefSeq, a predicted model, not a curated record